CAACAGAGCAAGGCCUGCUUGAUCAGCUGAUAUUCGUUGGUUCGCGCGUUUUUAUUUUGGGCUAAAAAGAUGUUGUCAAAACAAGAUGAAAUUAAACCAAUUAAUAAUGAAACAGUACACAGAAUAUGUUCCGGCCAGGUUGUUUUAAGUCUUGCAAUUGCUGUUAAAGAACUAGUUGAGAAUGCAAUUGAUGCCGGCGCAACAAAUAUUGAAAUACGGGUGAAAAACUACGGCCAAGAUUCCAUCGAAGUAAUUGACAAUGGUUCCGGAGUACAGGAGAAAAAUUUCGCUGCUUUAACAUUAAAACACUACACAUCAAAAAUUCGUGAAUUUAACGACUUAGAAAACGUCGCGACACUUGGAUUCCGUGGCGAGGCUCUUAGCUCACUCUGUGCUUUAGCAGAUCUCACAAUAAUAACCAGACAUGAAUCUUUAGAACAUGCUACAAAAAUAUGCUAUGACCACAAUGGCCAUAUUAUAUCACAAUCCAUCACAGCCCGUUCAGUUGGUACAACUGUUCAGCUUUCCAAUCUAUUUGCAAGUCUGCCGGUGCGAAGGAAAGAGUUUACGAAAAACUCAAAGAAAGAGUUCAAUAAAAUGUGCAGCUUAUUGUACGCGUAUUGUUUAGUAUGCACAAAUGUUAAAUUUACAUGCAGUAAUCAAGUGUUGAACAAUAAGAACAUAAUACUUACGACACAGGGAAGCGGCUCAGUCAGUGAUAAUAUCGUAAAUAUAUUUGGCGCAAAGCAAAUAUCACAAUUGCUUCAAGUGCCGCUGGUACAACCAGAUGAAACAAUCGCGAAUGAUUUUACAAUCAAGAAAGUCCCUGACGAAUCACCAUUUGUGUUUGAUUUUCAUAUUUCCAGUGUCAUGCAUGGAAGCGGUCGAUCUGCAGCUGAUAGACAGUUUUAUUAUAUUAAUUCACGGCCGUGUGAGCCACAAAAACUUGCUAAACUUGUCAAUGAAACCUACAGAAGCUUUAAUAACAAUCAGUAUCCAUUUGUUUAUUUAAAUGUUAAAGUAUUAAGUAGUUUGGUGGAUGUUAAUGUUACGCCUGAUAAGAGACAGAUUUUCUUGGAACAGGAAAGCUUAAUGGCGACUGUUAAAAUGAGUCUGCUGGAAGCUUUCAAGAAUUUUCCAUCAACAUAUAAAGUCCAGAAUCUAAAUAUUUCUGUUGGAAUUACACAAGAGGAUAAUAAAAGAAAGUAUGAAGAUGACGAUAACAAUGAUAAGAAAGUCAAUGUUAAAUCAUUCUUGGAGAUAUUUAAAAAGCAAAAGGUUGCAGGACCGAAAGUAGAGAUUAUUAAAUGUCCUGUUACGCCUAAAAGAGUUCAAAAAUGUUUAACAGAGUUUAAAAUAGUUAAAAACGUGAAGAAUUGCCUGAAAAAGAAAUAA
Molecule: messenger RNA, 1395 nt
Organism: Dalotia coriaria
Lineage: Eukaryota; Metazoa; Arthropoda; Insecta; Coleoptera; Staphylinidae
Product: mismatch repair endonuclease PMS2-like
Biological process (GO): mismatch repair
Cellular component (GO): MutLalpha complex
Molecular function (GO): ATP-dependent DNA damage sensor activity; mismatched DNA binding; ATP binding
Source: RefSeq, a predicted model, not a curated record